This is a messenger RNA of Ananas comosus (pineapple), 1982 nucleotides long. RefSeq names its product BRCA1-A complex subunit BRE. Gene Ontology annotation, biological process: double-strand break repair. The coding region runs from base 166 to 1314 and encodes 382 amino acids. Lineage: Eukaryota; Viridiplantae; Streptophyta; Magnoliopsida; Poales; Bromeliaceae. Gene Ontology annotation, cellular component: BRCA1-A complex; BRISC complex. The transcript is spliced from 14 exons. The record is from RefSeq and is a predicted model, not a curated record.
UGUAAGUUUCAAGAAGUUUUCCGAACAACCACCAAACGAAACCCCAACCGAGGUGGUGCUGCCACGAGCGGCAGACUGGCUCCCGUUCCCCAAAACUGAAACCGACGGGCAGGCGGACGCCACUGAGCAGACAGCCCUCGCCCUCGUCGUCGCCCCCUGACAGCCAUGGCCGCCGCCGAUCCCUCGCUCCCUCCUCAGAUCGCCGCUCAGCUCAACUACCUCCUCUCCCACUCCCCUCUCCCCUUCAAAGUCGAUCAAAUAUGGUCCGGGUGCAAGAACGGGCGCUUCUCCGACCGCUUCUCCCUCCUCGUCCCCUUCUGCCUCGACUUUGUCAAGUGGGACGUGAUCUACAACGCGCUCUUCCCCGCCGCGGCCCCCGACUUCGUCUUCGCCCCCGACGACGACGGCUUCCGCCCCCUUGGCGGCGGGGGCAAGGGAGGAGGGGCCCCUGCUGAGAACAGCAGUAGUAGCCUCUGCGAUUGGAAUUGCCGAGACCCCGCGCGGUUGCUCGCCGUCGUCCACGAGCUGCGGGACUCGUACGCGCAGUACCAGAAGAAGCGCGUGGAGGAGCUCGACGACGCGAGGCUGAAGUUCGAAAUCAGCACGAUCCUCUCGAGGGAGGGGAUUGAAGUCUGCGUGGUUUCUCCACCUGAUAGACCGGCGGAGGUGAAAUUUGCUGUGCCUCUAUUAGAUCUGGACUUCGACAAGUUGGUGCGCGAAUAUCCUUGGAAACAUCAGCAAAAAAUUUUCUUGCAGGUUGUAUAUCCUGUUAGCAGAAGUUAUUCCUCCAUUCCUUCUGCCCCUCGAAUAAAGUUAGUUUCGACUUCAGAUCUGAAGGCAUUAUUCUCUAUUGAAGAUGUCAAACUCCCACCAUGGUUAGAUGGCAUGUGCAUGGCCGAGUAUCUUCCCACUGUAGAAGAUAAUCUCAAAGUACAGGUUGUAGAGGCAGUUGCAUCAAUUGGCCAGAGAAGACGUUUUAUUGAGGCUUUAUCCCCUCUUUUUGGUAGGCCAUUGGAAGCCGAUCCGGUCUUUUGUCGGAAAGCCACGGUUCUUGCUAUAUCUGGGGUUUUUACAUUUCUGAUUCACUUCUCAAUCCCCAUUCAGUUCCCAAAGCAGCAACCUAUAUUGACACUGCAGAGUUCUCAGCAUUUUAACUCUCAAGGCACACCUAUAUUGUCACCUCCUAUAAACGACUAUCCGUGGAGUCCUAGAUGGGAUCCUGCGAAGAUGGUUGAGCGCAUCUUUGAUUUUCUGGUUGACGAGUGUCUGAAUUUCAAGAAGUACUGCAACGAUGCCAUACCACAACAGCAAUAACCAUGAGAGGCGGCCAUGCGGAGGAGCUUAAUGAUCGUCGUCUUCUUGUUUGUUUACCUGUAUUCAUUAGUAGGACACUCCCUUGCGUGCAAGCAGGCUCAAAUUUCAAAAAUCUAGCCCUAAUUCCUCACGGAGCAUUACCAGUUCGCUCGGCGAGUUAGUGUAGGGGAAAGGGGCAGACAUUUGGAUGGCAUAUACCUUCAUCAGCCUGCAGGACACCGUAAAACUUCUCUUGUAUAUGGGUUGUCACCGGCCUGCAAUUCGGCCAAAAGUUACGCUGUUGUUUGGUCAUGAACACAUUCGUUAUUCCGUUUUGUAAAUGAGAAUCUCCGCGGCUUCAGAUUUCAUUCGUCUCGAAGGGUCUGAUUGUUGAUGUGCUGCUGCUGUUAACAUUAGUUUGGCAUUUUACCGGACGAAAGCUAUGAUGUCGCGAUCGCAGUUAACUGUCUUUUGGAUUCUCAUUUUAAGGAUCUCUUCUGUUGAUUACAAGCAUCGUUGGUGCAAAACUCAAUUCAUGGUUGCUCUCUUGCACAAAGAUGUUUAAACAAAUCAAUGUCGAGGCUCGCUUACCGGCUGGGUCGGGCUUUCGAAUUCCUUGUGCCCAAAGAUGGUUUGCUUUGUGGUCUUCUUUGGCGUUGGUUUCGUUCUGAGUUUGAUUUUUUUUUUUU